AACGAAAAAUGAACGAAAAUCCAAUUGCAAAAUGUGGAUUUCAAUUUCAACAUCUUCCCCUUUGUCGCUCUUCAUCCCAAAUUCACAUACCUCCGAAUCACUAAUCCUACCAACUGCUCGCUGCGAUUAUACCCCUGAGACAUCAUCAAUAUUACCAGCAGCCAAUGUGAAAUCCAUAACAAGCACCUCAAACCCAUUUAUAAAACACUGUGUAAAACUUCGCAACAGCUCUUCUUAUCGUCAUUCCCAUGGCUCUGUUCUUCUUGUCGGCAAUACUCUACUUAGGGAAAUGUACAACUUUCAAAAGUCGAUGCAAGAGAAGUCAAGUACAAUAGAUUGUUUACUUUUGCAUGAGCAAGCUGCUGUCCCCGAAGAGAUAGUGGAUAGUGGUAUUAACAUUGUUCGUGUUAAUUCUGUGGUAAUGAAGAAACUUUCUGGAGUGCAAUCUACGGAAUCCAUUGAUGCAAUAUCUCUUGUUAAAAUCCCCUCAACUUUUCACAAUAUAAAUGAAGACUACCAUGAAGAUUUUUCAAAAUGGUUCCGAUCUGCAUAUCGAAUUCUGGUUCUUGACGGAAUCCAGGACCCUGGUAACCUAGGCACCUUAUUAAGAUCAGCAGUGGCCUUCGGAUGGGAUGGUGCAUUUCUACUUCCUGGAUGUUGUGAUCCGUUCAACGAGAAAGCCCUUAGAGCUAGCCGUGGCGCUUCCUUUCAGCUCCCAAUCGUUUCUGGCAGAUGGUCUGAUUUACAAUCUCUUGUUGAUCGACUUAAUUUGAAAAUCCUUGCUGGACAUCCUGGAACCAAUGCUGGAUUGAAACCAGUAUCUUGUCUCUCUAAUGAACUUGCACGUUCUUUAAUAGAUACGAAAGUCUGUCUAGUAUUGGGUAGUGAAGGGAGUGGACUUUCGGGAAUAGCACUUAAAGCAUCUGAGCUAGUAAGCAUUAGAAUGGUUGGGGAAUUUGAGUCACUAAAUGUUUCGGUAGCUGGGGGAAUUUUCUUAUUUAUGCUACAGUCUCAAACAAAGAAGUCAUAUUGAUAGUUUUGUUUAUUUGAUAUAGCAGCUUAGUUUUCUAUUUA
Erigeron canadensis is the source of this 1074-nucleotide messenger RNA. RefSeq lists its product as uncharacterized. Gene Ontology annotation, molecular function: RNA methyltransferase activity; RNA binding. Lineage: Eukaryota; Viridiplantae; Streptophyta; Magnoliopsida; Asterales; Asteraceae. The coding region runs from base 32 to 1033 and encodes 333 amino acids. The record is from RefSeq and is a predicted model, not a curated record. Gene Ontology annotation, biological process: RNA processing. The transcript has 4 exons.